Vigna umbellata (rice bean) is the source of this 1135-nucleotide messenger RNA. RefSeq lists its product as uncharacterized. Lineage: Eukaryota; Viridiplantae; Streptophyta; Magnoliopsida; Fabales; Fabaceae. The record is from RefSeq and is a predicted model, not a curated record.
AAAGGAAGUGUGGUUGCAACCCAUACUUCCAUCUUCUUCAUCCCUCACCCUCACUUUUCUCUGUCCCCUUCUCUCACCAACUUCUUCUUUCAAUUCAAUUCCUUCUCUUUUCUUCACAACCUCUGUACAGUUAGUUAAUCAAACCCUCACCUUACCUCACAGGUGUGGAGCAGGUUUUAGUUGUUAAUUAAAUACGUAGAUAAAAAUCGAAGGACGAAGAUGAAGCAGUUUGCCAUCCAAAACGCGGUCGUUCCAUCCCACGAUGAGAUUAGCGUGGUUUGCCCCAAGCCCCGCCGCCUCGGCCUCUUCAACUUUCCCGUCAACGAUCACCCUGCUAGAAACUUCCGAUGGCAUCUCAGUUGCCAGGUCGAGCCAUGUGAUUCAAGCUCCUCUGGUUCAAAUCCUCUGGACAACAUACUCACAAAGGAUGGUGAUUUUGAUGUAGAGAACUCUUGGCCUGUGGCAGCCUCCUCGCCACCUUUUUUCUGCGGGUCGCCGCCUAGCAGAGCAACUAACCCUUUGAUUCAGGAUGCUCGAUUUGGAGAUGAGACUUUUUCUCCGCUCUCACCGCAGUCGUGGGUGGUGGUUCCGACUGCAUCAGGUCUCCCACCAUCUCCCUCAUCCUCAGCAAGGAAGGGAGGCUGUGUUCGAGCUAAUUUUGGUGACAAUCCUGUCGUGAGAAUUGAGGGAUUUGAUUGCCUUGAUAGGGAUAGGCGAAAUUGCAGCAUCCCUGCCCUGGCAUAGAUCUUCUUCUCAUACCACACAAGUUUAAUAUUAGAUUCAGUUCAAAACAUAACCGAGACUUCAUACAACACGCACGGACAAAAGUAAUUUUUGGAUCUUUGAGUCUAGAGGAAGAGAUAAAUUUUAUCUUGAUUGUAAAUAUGUUCAGUUGAUAACGUGUAAAUGUCAACUGGGUCUAUUAUCUUGUAUCCAAAUAAAAUAGAGGACUGAUUUGGGAUUGCAGGUGUGCUUAGAUACCAUUCUCUUCCUUUGUAAGUAGAAGUCUAUACGAGAAUGGUAAACUUCAUUUUGAUUUUCUUUUAUGGGUCUUCAAAUUGUAACUACUAGCAGCUAAGAUCGAAAAUUUGUACAAAAUGCUUUAUAUGAGAAUGUUCAGAUGUUUUUGUAAUGA